CGCCCGCAGGACGCCGCCGCAGCCCCGGCCCCGGCCGCCCUCUCGCCCCGCCCGACCGCAGGCCGCGCCGGAGGGGGAGCGGGGCUGCCUGGGGCGCCUCUGGUUCGGCCUCGGGGGCUCCGGCGGCUGAAGGGCCGGGCCGGGCCGGGCCGGGCGUGCUUGGGCGCAGCUGCUCGGCGCGGCCCCCGAUGCGGCCCGGCGCCUGAGGGGCUGGGCCUCCGCCAUGGCCUCGGUGCCCGUGUACUGCCUCUGCCGCCUGCCCUACGACGUCACCCGCUUCAUGAUCGAGUGCGACGUGUGCCAGGACUGGUUCCACGGCAGUUGCGUCGGGGUGGAAGAGGAUGCCGCGGCCGACAUCGACUUGUACCACUGCCCCAACUGCCAGCUGCUUCACGGGCCGCCUGUCAUGAAACGGCGCCGGGGGAGCCAGAAACAGCUAGACUCCGCUGCCAGCAAAGAAGUGGGCAAGACAGUGAAGACUGGCAGCAUGCAGUUCAUUCAGGAACUUCGCAGCAGGACAUUUCCCAGUGCGGAUGAGGUUAUCCUGAAGCCGAGCGGAGCCCAGCUGACGGUGGAGUUCCUGGAGGAGAACAGCUUCAGCGUGCCCAUACUAGUCCUGAAGAAGGAGGGGCUGGGCAUGACUCUCCCACCGGCAUCCUUCACUGUGCGUGACGUGGAACAUUACGUGGGGGCUGACAAGGAGAUUGAUGUCAUCGAUGUGACACGUCAGGCAGACCUCAAGAUGCGCUUGGGAGACUUUGUCACCUAUUAUUGCAGCGGCCACAAGGAGAAAGUUCUUAACGUCAUCAGUCUGGAGUUCUCUGAAACAAGGCUUUCAAACUUGGUGGAAACCCCCAAGAUUGUGCGUAAGCUGUCUUGGGUGGAGAACCUGUGGCCAGGAGAGUCGGUGUUUGAACGCCCUAAUGUGCAGAAGUAUUGCCUGAUGGGGGUCCAAGACAGCUACACUGACUUCCACAUUGACUUUGGGGGAACCUCUGUCUGGUACCAUGUGCUGCGGGGAGAAAAGAUCUUCUACCUGGUGCGCCCCUCAGCUGCCAACUUGACACUCUUCGAGGCGUGGAGCAGCUCAUCCAACCAGAAUGAAAUGUUCUUUGGGGACCAAGUGGACAAAUGCUACCGCUGUCCUGUCCGCCAGGGCCAGACCCUCUUUAUACCCACAGGUUGGAUCCAUGCGGUGCUGACCCCCGUUGACUGCCUUGCCUUUGGGGGCAACUUCCUCCACAGCCUCAACAUUGAGAUGCAGCUCAAGGCCUACGAGAUUGAAAAGCGACUCAGCACGGCUGACCUCUUCAAGUUUCCCAACUUCGAAACCAUCUGCUGGUACGUCGGCAAACACCUUCUGGACAUCUUCCGAGGCCUUCGGGAAAACCGCAGACACCCGGCUGCUUACUUGGUUCAUGGCGCCAAAGCCCUGAACGCAGCCUUCCGCUCCUGGACCAAGAAAGAGGCCUUGGCUGAGCAUGAGGAAGAAAUUCCUGGCACUAUGCGUCCAGCACAGCUCAUCAAAGAUCUGGCCAAGGAAAUCAGACUUGUGGAGGAUAUAUUCCAGCAGAACCUUGGGAAGACGGGCACCCCGUUUGGCCUGCAGAGGGGCACGCAGCCUGGCGUCGCUGCCAGAAAGGGGGACCAGAGCCCCAAGGACCUGGGCAGGAAAGGCAGCCGGCGAGACGUAGCCUCAGUCAAAGCCCUGGAACUGGAGUUGCUGGACGAAUACACGCAGCAGGCCCUGAAGGGCGUGGGGAGCCGCUGCCACGAGGAGCUUGAUUUGCCGAGUUCUAGCCUGGAAGAUACAGACGGAGAACCUGACCUGACAGAGGAGGAGCUGUCGGUGGUGGUGGCCAACGGCCGGAGCACCAGGAAAACCAAGGCUUGCGAGCAUCCCCGGGGCCGCAAAGGAGCGCAAGCCCCACCCAGCCCUUCCGAUGCCGAGGCUCCUGAUGCUGACUCUGAAGAGGACCUGCAGAUUGACGAGACGCCGCGCAGCGAAAGGCGGAACCUGGUGCUGCGCAAGAGACUGCCCAAAUUUCCCCGGAAGCUGCCACGAGCCAAACCCUGUUCUGACCCGAACCGAGUGCGAGAGCCAGGGGAAGUGGAGUUUGACAUUGAGGAGGACUACACAACGGAGGAGGAGGAGGAGGAGGAGGAGGAAGAGGAGGUGGCAGCUUCUGGCGACGAGCAGCUGGAGGGCAGCAGCAGCAGCACCACCGGCGGGAUCCUGGACCUGCUCAAAGCCAGCCGGCAGGUGGGCGGGGCAGGCUACGAUGAGCUCAGCGGUGCCCCGGCCUCUCCCAGCACUCAGGAAGCCAUCCAGGGCAUGCUGUGCAUGGCCAACCUCCAGUCCUCAUCGUCUUCGCCAGGCGCCUCUGCUUUGCAGGCCUGGCUGGCCGCUGGGCACGAGCGCAGCUGCGCAGGGGCCUCGGGGGCUCAGCGCUUGGGGAAGCGGCCCAUCAAGCGCCCGGCCCACCACAGCACCGAGAGCGAGGAGGAGGAGGCCAGCCUGGACGAGCAGGAGAGCUUGGGCGCCUGCUUCAAGGACUCCGAUUACAUUUAUCCAUCCUUGGAAUCUGAUGAAGAUGACCCUGCCCUGAAGUCACUACCAAAGAAAAAGAAAUGCACAGACGAUGCUCCAUGGAGUCCCAAGGCCCGGGUCACGCCAAGCUUGCCGAAGCAAGACCGCCCCAUACGUGAGGGCACCAGAGUCGCUUCCGUCGAGACGGGGUUAGCAGCGGCAGCAGCCAAACUGGCUCAGCAGGAGCACCAGAAGCUUCAGCGAAGGAAGCCUGUUGUGAAAAGGAAGCCCCCGUCUCCCAAGGCAUCCAGCCCGGAAGCGGAGCCGGAGCUCAUGGAAGAAGAAGUGGAACCGGACCUUCCGCCACAGCCACAGCCGGACCCUGCAGUGCCUGUGGUGUCCACCCCUCCGACGCCGGAACCCAAGCAGGAGCAGUUUGCUGGCAGCCUCGUGGAUCAUGAGUACACCGCCCGCCCCAGUGUCUUUGGAAUGGCCCAGGUGAACCGGGGCUCCACUCCCAUGGCACCGGGUGUCUUCCUGUCCCAGCGGCGCCCUUCGGCUGGCUUGCCAGGUGCCCAAGCAGCACAGGGGAAGCGCCCUAAGAAGGGCUUAGCGACGGCCAAGCAGCGACUCGGCCGCAUCCUGAAGAUACACCGCAAUGGCAAGCUGCUGCUGUGAAUGUUGUCCACGGGUCAGCGCCAGACCUCAGUCCCCUGAGGAGGAGUGGGGGGCACAGAGGUGCGUCUGGAGGCACUGCAUUGAUGUCCUCAAAGCUGCCAGGACAAUUGGGGGGGUAUGUGGACCCCCCGCCCUGCAUGGAUCAGAGCCAGGACGGAGCUGCCCCUGCCACUGGAAACAUUGGACUAGGUUGGCAGCUGCUCUGACAUCAGGCUGGACUGUGGUGGCUUUCCCUGGAGGGGCCAGCUGUGCAGCCGGCCGAGGGCUUCCCCUGGCCCACGGACUCUCGAUCCCUACCUCGACCCACUGCACUUCCUCUCACUCUGGGGCUGAUGCCUCUGGAGGGUUCUCUUUUCCCUUUGCCAAAUCACAGGAGGAGGCGUUGAUUGGCCUCUUGUUCCCCAAAACUGCUUCACCGCCUUUUGCGUUCUAGCUGUUGCACACAGAUCCUGGUGGGGGGUGGGGUGGUCUCUUCCAUCGCUUUCCCAGCAGGAAGCAACCACUCGAUGCCUUCGCUGAAACAGGCACCCAUUCUUCCUUGUCUGUCCCCUGGAGUCUGCCCCCAUGGCAAACCGCCCCUGUUCCACAAGCCUUGGGGGGGCCUUGAGCUCUGUGCCCUAUAAUGUGAGAAGGGUGGGCACCCGCUGGCUGAGCAGACUCCACGGAGGCAGGACUCGCACACCCCUCCCCUGAAAAUACACUGGCAUUCAUUCUCCAUGUGCUGUUUUGGGGGCAGGGGAAGGCAGGCUGCUCAGAGGUGCCCCUGUGUUGACUUCCAGGACCUUCCGUCGGGCCAAGUGGGGCAGGGCAAGACCAGCGGUCGCGUCACCCACUCAGUCUGGACUGCACCGCUUCAGAGUGCACACAGGGAGCGGCUGAGUCAAAUGGUUGAAUGUCGGCCAGUCCAGUAAACAUUGUUGAACAUUUAAAACCAGAAUGUCGGGGAGAAGGCUAGUUUAGUUCUGCCCCUUGGCCUGAUAGUCGUGUAUCAGUAGGGGCACGUGUGUGUUGUUUUGAAUCUGAGGAGCAUUCAGUCUUGCUGUCAGAACUGGCACAGUCCGGAAUGAAACCUCUCUGGCUGCUGUCCCUGGGACUCUCUUGCCUGGUGUUGGUCCAGCCGGCAUCCUGCGGGGACAUGCUGGGGGCCAGCAAACCUCAGCUGCCGCUCCUGCUGCAAAUGUCUUCUGUUGUUAAUUUCUCCUCACUGAGCUGUUUUUAUAUUUUUGCCGGAGAGCAGUCUCUCCCCUCUUCCGCACCUCUUCUUCCCAGCAGCAGCUGGGAAAGACGUGGCAGAAAAGGGCCCCCCCCCCUCCCCUCCCAAGGACUUCAAGGCCUUUCGACCCAGCCGCACGGCUCAGUUUCUAUUGCUAUAUCCCGUAUUUUUAUGCCGGGCUCCAGCAGGCUUUGUGUAAAUGUUUGAAUUCUAUUUUUUAGGCAUCUCUGUAGAAAUGUGUGUUUAAAAAAAAAGAGGCUGAGACUUUUUUUAUAUAUUCGGGGUUAGAAUAAAAACCUUUGUUGGUUUA
This is a messenger RNA of Eublepharis macularius, 4731 nucleotides long. It is a transcript of the gene PHF8, whose product is annotated as PHD finger protein 8. Lineage: Eukaryota; Metazoa; Chordata; Lepidosauria; Squamata; Eublepharidae. Gene Ontology annotation, molecular function: histone demethylase activity; transcription coregulator activity. The record is from RefSeq and is a predicted model, not a curated record. The transcript has 21 exons. Gene Ontology annotation, biological process: regulation of transcription by RNA polymerase II; protein demethylation. The coding region runs from base 224 to 3208 and encodes 994 amino acids.